UCACGCUCUUCCCGUUUCUUCCCCUCUCUCUCUCUUAUCUUGUGCGUCUCUGCGAGUUCGUUGGUGCAUCCAUUUUUUCUUCGCGAUCGGCCAUGGACAUGAUCGACGCGGAACUGCGGCUCGGCCCGCCCGGCAGCGCUGCCUUCGUCGUCGUGCAGCCGGCGGCGGCGAAACGGCGGCCGUCGUUGGCGGUGAAGAGUGAGGCGUCCGGGACAGAUGACCAUGAUGCUGACGCCGCACCAGCCUCCAAGGUGCAGGUUGUGGGGUGGCCGCCGGUGAGGGCGUACCGGAAGAACGCGUUCCACUCGGCGGCGUCGACGAAGCCAAACGGCGAGCAGGGAGGUCUGUACGUGAAGGUGAGCAUGGACGGGGCGCCCUACCUCCGGAAGGUCGACCUGCGGACGUACGGUGGGUACAGGGAGCUGAGGGACGCGCUGGACGCUCUUUUCGGCUGCUUCUCCUCCUCGGCCGACGGCGGCGCCCAGUUCACCGUCGCGUACGAGGACAAAGACGGCGACCUCAUGCUCGCCGGCGACGUGCCCUGGGAGAUGUUCGUCUGUUCUUGCAAGAAGCUGAGAAUCAUGAGGGGGUCCGAAGCUAGAUGAUCAAGGAGACGUCCAUUGCGAGCAUGCAAGAAGUUGUUGGGCGCAUGGAAAUGGCCAUAUGACUCACGAGAGAUCGAUGGAUCGAGACAUGGGAUCGAACGCGUUGCAUACCUGCAUGGGGAGGGCGGCCAGCCCAUACGUGCGGACGUGCCCAGAUGCAUCGUGUUCUACGGCCAGCCGCCAGCCCAUACACGCACAGACAUAUGGAGGUGAUGGUUCGAUCACGGCGAAGUACGCAUGCUCUCGAUCGUGUCGGAUGGAUGAGCUCCGCUGUGGCUGUACAGAUCAGAGAUUCAGCCAACAAGUAGCAGCUGGAGGAGUGUAUAUAUAUAAGCUGGAGCUUUUGUUUUGUACUCUAGGAUUUCCCUUUCGUAUGAAUGAAUGAAGAAGGCUGAGAAAUGAGC
Messenger RNA from Phragmites australis (common reed), 1009 nucleotides. Its product is annotated as auxin-responsive protein IAA14-like. Bases 93 to 605 code for a protein of 170 amino acids. Gene Ontology annotation, molecular function: protein binding. The record is from RefSeq and is a predicted model, not a curated record. Lineage: Eukaryota; Viridiplantae; Streptophyta; Magnoliopsida; Poales; Poaceae. Gene Ontology annotation, biological process: regulation of DNA-templated transcription. The transcript is spliced from 3 exons. Gene Ontology annotation, cellular component: nucleus.